Messenger RNA from Knipowitschia caucasica, 1218 nucleotides. NCBI's taxonomy places the organism in Eukaryota, Metazoa, Chordata, Actinopteri, Gobiiformes, Gobiidae. The record is from the annotation of a GenBank genome assembly.
AUGGAGAAACCAAAUCACCCUGAGGGAACGACUCCCCCGAGACGAGCUCUGCAGAAGAGAAGUGCUAAGUCAGCAGGAGACAGAAUAAUCCCGUCCUCAGGCUGGACACAGAUGCGAUGCAGAUCGUCCCCGCGGCUCCUUGUGUCUCUGUACGCGGCUGAUCGCGCAGUGGAGGCGCUGAGCUGUCGCCUGGAGCCUCUGGAGGAUGUGGCUGUGGAGCCCGCUCUACCUGGACGGCUGUGGAUGGCUUUACGCGCAUUGGCGUCCAGUGUGAUCAACAUCAUCAGCGAUGUAGUCAGCCUCUUCAUCUGCGUGCUCAUCAUCUGCAGAAAAUACUCGCAUCUGCUCAAGCGAGAGACCAUGAAGAUGAUCGUGCUGCGUAAGUUCCGCGUCCUCAUCCUGAUGGUGUUCCUGGUCGCCUGCUCCAUGCACAUCAUGAUCGACCUGCUGCCCAAGCUGGAGCGCAGCAGCAACAGCGGCUGUUCCUGCUCGCACACGCCGAGCCAGGAGCCUCAGAACUGGGCCAAGCAGAGCUGGCCUAACAAGCACACGCUGCGGAUCCUCCAGGACUUUAGUAAUGAGCCCAACUCCAACGUGUCCUCGCACGCACUGGACAGGCUCCCGGGAACAGGGGACAAAAAGCAGUCUCUGCGGAGGAUGGAGCUGAGGGGAGCGGACAGGACGCGCCCCCUCAUCCAGGACGCGACUGUCACCAAGAGCGCGCCGCCCAAAGGCUCCAGGCUGGCCGCCCUGUACGACCACCCGCUGUAUAAAAGAGCUGUGCCAACGCUCACAGACGAGGACACGCUGUUUAACGUCAACACGGACAUCAGAUUUGACCCCAAAGUGGUGGACGAGUCAGAAUGGAACGGCGAAGGGGGCAUGAAUGAGUUCAGUCCGACCGGAGAGCUCACCGCCGACUCCUAUCCCAACUGGCUGCGCUUCCAUAUUGGGAUUAAUAGAUAUGAGCUGUACUCCAGACACAAUCCUGUCAUUGAUGCUCUCCUCAAGGACCUCGUCACCCAAAGGAUCACGAGUGUGGCUAUGAAGUCUGGGGGCACUCAACUGAAGCUCAUCAUGACGUUCCAAAACUACGGCCAGGCCCUGUUCAAACCCAUGAAUUUCCUCGACACGCAUCGCUUCAGGAUGAUGCUCCACGUGGUGCAUCAAAGAGCACACAGAGCCGCAGAUCAAAGACAGAGCCGGCAAGCCUCUUAA